Messenger RNA from Rodentolepis nana, 258 nucleotides. Lineage: Eukaryota; Metazoa; Platyhelminthes; Cestoda; Cyclophyllidea; Hymenolepididae. The record is from the annotation of a GenBank genome assembly.
AUGUGCGAUUGCAAUAAAGACUGUUCAAGAUCCACUGGAAACAAAGUGCCUGUACCCACCUACAAACCUAUGCAUCGCGAAUGCAAAGAACAAGCUCCUUGUGAUCCAAUGACAAGGCCCUGCAGCCCCUGUAGGCCUUGUUGCAAGGUGACCCCAGCCCCAACACCAAAGCCACCUUAUGAGCAGAAAGAUCCAUUCGCACCUUGCGGAUCAUGCGAUCGGGUUGAACGUUUCGAUAGAUGGUCAAAGACGAAGUAA